UGCGUCAAGUACAAUAGUAAUCACUCCGACUAGAUAUGCCGAGAUAUCUGCGGCAUUGUAUGUCUCUACCAGCUUUAUAUGGGCAAUGCUCCUGUUACCGUCUCUAUUUGAGGUGCCUAGCCGAAUCGAGAUCAUCAGCGUCAUUGUUGUAAUUACCCACUCAGCGUCAUCCUAUAAAGCACCUUUCACGACGUAUCUAUAAGCCAAGGUCAUCCAAUGUCGUUCAUAAAUCGGAGGAAUUUCUACGCGCAUAAUAAUUUCUUGUCAGUAUUGGCGAAGAAAUCGCUUCAGCACAAAUGUUUGGUCCCACUUGUCUGCAUCGCGUAGCUGAGGCGGAAUCCGGACUUCGCAUCGCUUACAUUGAAUCCACACCGAAAUGGAAACCAGAAUAUUUGAAAGGGGUCAUCCUCCUCAUUCAUGGAUUUCCUCAGACAUCAUAUCAAUUCCGACAUGUCAUAAACCCACUCGCAGCACGUGGGUACCGCGUCCUGGCGCCCGACUAUCGCGGCGCUGGAAAAUCUUCCAAGCCUCAGACAGGAUUCACUAAAUCGACUAUGGCUCGUGAUCUGGUGCUGUUACUGGACACACUUAAUAUCAAAGAGAAAGUCCAUGUCAUCGGUCACGAUAUUGGUGGGAUGAUCGCAUAUACACUCGCUGCGAGGUAUCCAGCGCAGGUGGCGAGUCUUAAUUGGGGCGAAUGCCCUCUGCCAGGGACUACGGCGUAUGAAGAGGAUCGAACAACAAACGCGGUCCAACAGUUCCAUUUCAUAUUCCACUGUGUACCUGAUUUAGCAGUGGCUUUAGUGACCGGCCGCGAGCGCAUAUAUCUGUCGCACUUCUUCGAGAAGCUCGCAUACAAUGUAGCAGCUAUCACAGACGAUGACUUGGAUCAUUAUGUACGAGCGUAUGAACAGCCAGGGGCGCUGCGCUGUGCUUUUGAGAUGUACAAAGCUUUCGAGCAAGAUGCGCAAGAGCACCGGGAAUGGAUAUCAGAAAAUGGCAAGCUGAACAUUCCGACACUCUGCUUGAGCGGUGAUAAGAGCAGACAUCGCGAAGCUGCGCAGAGCAUGUGUGACGAAGUUCUCCACGCUGGGGCUUAUGAAAUUGCUCUCGUGGCUGAUGCUGCUCAUUGGGUAGCAGAAGAGAACCCGGAGAGUUUUAUAAGGGAGUCACUGGGUUUCAUCGAGAGAGUCGAGGAGGCCUCGCUGUCGCAUUGAUAAUUACGGUAGUAAUUACACUAUAGCUAUACCAGUUGUGUUACAGUCGCUGA
This is a messenger RNA of Xylaria bambusicola, 1270 nucleotides long. RefSeq names its product alpha/beta-hydrolase. Lineage: Eukaryota; Fungi; Ascomycota; Sordariomycetes; Xylariales; Xylariaceae. Gene Ontology annotation, molecular function: hydrolase activity. The transcript is spliced from 2 exons. The record is from RefSeq and is a predicted model, not a curated record. The coding region runs from base 297 to 1217 and encodes 306 amino acids.